AUGAAAGAGAUGCGUACACAGAGCGAGGCAGAGAAAGAGAAGGAGAAGAAAGAAAGAAGCCUUCCGAAGGAUGGGGUCGAAGGGCAAUCCUUACUUGACGGCGGUCGGGUCGAAAGGCUCGACUCCUGGAGGCAUCCUUUCAUUGGCUGCUCUGGAAAAAAGCCCGAGAAAAGGCCAACGUUUGUCCGCCAGGAACUUCCUUUUGAGCGGAACGGAGUGCCGUGUGAUGAGGAAUUGUCUGUGGUAGAGUACCAUCUAUCACGGACAGGCCCGAGAGACAACGGCAGUACAUCUCUUUCAGAUACAUAUGUGGAUAUAUCUAGCGGUUAUAGAGCUGGUAUCGACGUCCGCGACCAUGAUACAAGGCUAUAG
Microsporum canis CBS 113480 is the source of this 372-nucleotide messenger RNA. RefSeq lists its product as uncharacterized. Lineage: Eukaryota; Fungi; Ascomycota; Eurotiomycetes; Onygenales; Arthrodermataceae. The coding region runs from base 1 to 372 and encodes 123 amino acids. The transcript has a single exon. The record is from RefSeq and is a predicted model, not a curated record.